AUGGGAGGUGGAUUCUCAUCUCACAGACGUGCCCUGCCCCGCAGCACCUUUGGGCACAAGUCGGUGUCAGUAUGUUCAGUGCCUGGACAGUUUUUGUCCUGGUUUGUGUCGCCCCUGCCAUGUGAAAUAAACCUCUGGAUCUCUGCAGUGCCUCCAAAUGUGUCCGGAUCAGAAGGCUGCCGGCUGGCCACGGGCGCCCGGAGCUGCGUGGUGGAGGAGGACGAUGACUUUUUGGAGCACCUGGUGCUGCUGAGAACGAUCUGCCUGGGGGCUGAGGCCAGGGACGAGCUGCACGUGGUGGCCGUGGAUUCCAAAAACGCCUCCGGGGAGCACAGGCCGGUGCCCAUCGCGGCUCUCAGGAGCUCCCUGCUCCCCAUGGUAAGGGCAGCCCGCUCACAGCCUCUGCCCAGGGGUGACACCUGGGGCCGGGGGUCUCGGAGCUGCGGUUCUUUGCAGAUCAACCUCAAAGGGCUGGAGCUCGUCCCUCCCGUCACCUUCGUGCUCCAGUGCGGAGCUGGGCCGGUCUAUCUCAGCGGGCAGCGCGUCACCCCCCUGCCUCUCCUCGCCCCAGUGGAAGAUGGUGCCGUGUCUGAAGCCCGCGACGAAGAGCUCUCGGAGGAAGAUGGGGGUGAUGAGGGCGAUGAUGGAGCUUCAUAGAACAUUGGAGAAGACUUUGGCUCUGGAGCUGAGCUGGUGAGGUGGUGGAGGGGACAUCCUGUGCUGGGAGCUGCCAGCGCCCGUGCCAAGGGUGGCGCAUCCUCGCAGAGGGACACAAACUGUGCCGUGCCUUGUCCCCUCUCUGCUUGAGAGCUUCCCUGGCACAGCUCAGCCUCUCCUGCCUUUUUGCGCAGGCAAAUUCCAGUUAAUAAAUGCAGGAAUGCCCUUUUGUGCAUAAGUGACCGAUUAUUUGAUGCAUG
This is a messenger RNA of Poecile atricapillus (Black-capped chickadee), 917 nucleotides long. Its product is annotated as nucleoplasmin-like. The coding region runs from base 1 to 657 and encodes 218 amino acids. NCBI's taxonomy places the organism in Eukaryota, Metazoa, Chordata, Aves, Passeriformes, Paridae. The transcript is spliced from 4 exons. The record is from RefSeq and is a predicted model, not a curated record. Gene Ontology annotation, molecular function: RNA binding; chromatin binding; histone binding. Gene Ontology annotation, cellular component: nucleoplasm; cytoplasm; nucleolus. Gene Ontology annotation, biological process: chromatin remodeling.